Messenger RNA from Lutra lutra (Eurasian river otter), 426 nucleotides. RefSeq names its product Fc receptor-like protein 2. NCBI's taxonomy places the organism in Eukaryota, Metazoa, Chordata, Mammalia, Carnivora, Mustelidae. The transcript is spliced from 2 exons. Gene Ontology annotation, molecular function: transmembrane signaling receptor activity. The coding region runs from base 26 to 325 and encodes 99 amino acids. The record is from RefSeq and is a predicted model, not a curated record. Gene Ontology annotation, biological process: cell surface receptor signaling pathway.
UUUUGCAGACCAGCUGAGCACUGACAUGCCCCACGAUGUCUACGAAGGAGACGAGGUGGUGGUGCGGUGCUCUGGGGUAAGCAGCGGCAUGAUAGGGGAAGUGAUGUACUACAAGGAUGAGUCUCUGCUGGCCACUCACUACCACGCCUCAGGCUACACCAUCCCAAAGGCAAGCCCCAGUGAUAGCGGCUCCUAUUCCUGUGAGGUCCACCAGCUGGUCUUCUACAGAUUUACGACAGAGAGAACGAGAGCUGUUUCCGGCUCCCACGCUGACCAUCAGGCCCUCGCAGCCCACCAAGGGGAGCUCAGUGACCCUGUUCCAUGACACCCAGCUUCCCAGGGACAGGUCAGGGACACAGCUUUGCUACUCCUUUUUCAGGGAUGACCACACCCUGAGAUCGGAUGGAAACUCAUCAGAGUUUCAGA